AUGAUGAAAAUUAAGUACAAAAAUUUCAAUGGAAUAAAUAAAGAUAAAAAAAAAGGAAAAGAAGAAAUGGAUUGGUUGAACUUUUUAGUUCAUCCAUGUUACUAUACAAUUUUUGAUCUAGAAAAAGAUGAUUUAUUAAAUGAGGAUAUUCGCUUAAACUUUUUAUAUUAUGCAGAAAAUUUAAAUAUUUAUGAUAAAGAGGAAAUAUUAGGAUUAUAUAAAAAAAAUGAUAAUAUAGCAAGAGAAUUAAGUUUUACAAAAAGUUGUGAAUUAAUUAAAAAAAGUUAUAAAUUAAAAAUUCCUAUAAUUUUUCAAAAUUUAAAAAAUUUUGAUUUACAUAAAAAUGAUAUAAUUGAUUAUUUGUCUGUAAAUUAUAAAUUAGGACAUAAUUGUAUAGUAAGAAAGGAAAUGAAAAAAGUGGAAAAAAAAAAAUGUUUUAUUAUUGAUAGUGAAAUGAUAUACUCUAUGACCCCUGAGUAUAUAUCAAAUAAAAUUGCUAAUAAUAUAUUAAUGAGUAACAAAAUAAAUUGUUGGAAAAUGAAGGAGAAUUUAUUAAAUGAAAAAGAAAAUACAAAAUAUACUGAAAGUAUGGUAGCUAAAAAAAGAGUUAACAAAUUAUAUAAAUGUAAUAAAAAUAUGAUAACAAUUCAUUUAGAUCCAUUUUCUGGGGCGGGAGGUAAUUGCAACGCCAUGAAAAAUGUAUUUACAAUAGCAUCCGAUAUAAAUUUAAAUCGUUUAAAACAAUGCCAACAUAAUUGUAAAUUUUAUAAUAAUAAUAUAGAUUAUAUUUUGUGUGACUUUUUUAAUAUAGUAAAUCAUUUUAGAGAAAAUGUUAUUGAUGUUGUUUUUUUAAGUAUCCCUUGGGGGGGUCCUUCAUAUAAAAAAAAAAAAAAAUUUGAUUUAAAAAAUAAAGAAAAAAAUUUGUGUGUGUACACAUGUUUAAAAGAAUCAAUAAAAUUAACAAAAAAUAUAAUUAUAUAUUUACCUAGAAAUGUGUGCAUUAAUGAUUUAUAUUUUCUUUUUAAAACAUAUAAAAAGUUAUGUACUUUGAAAAAUAAAGAUACUAAAAUAAAUUGUAUAGAGAAUAAGAAAAUGGAAAGGAAAAAUUAUAAUUUUUCCAAAAAAUGUGAUAUGCUUAUUGAGUUGUAUGUAAAUAGAAAUCGAUGUACAUACAAAGAUAUUUGUGAGAGUAAUUUAAUGAAUUAUUAUUAUUAUUAUUUUAAUAAAAAAAAAUAUAUAUAUAAUAACAAAAUAAAAUAUGAUAAAGUUAAAAAUCUUUUUAAAAUUAAUAUUGAUCAAUGUAAUAAUUAUUUGAAAGAAACUAGCGAAAUAAAAAAUAAAUGUAUUAGUAAUAAAAAAUGUCAAAAUGAUGAUAUAUGUUUUCAAAUAAAUGAACAGAUUGCAAACAGCAAUGUUUGUAACACAUUUAGAAGGAAAAAUAAUACCUUAUGGAAAUGGCAUAAUACUUGUAUGGUUAUUUAUUUUGGGGAUAUAUCAAAAAAACUUAAAAAUAAAAAAGCAAUUAACUAUGAUUAUGUUUAUUAUAUCCACAAUAAAUUGGGGAAAUCAAUUACAAAAUUUAUAAAUUACAAAUUACAUCAGGAUAACUGUAUGGUUAAUGAAUAUAAAUAUAGUAACAGAAAUAUGUCUAUAUAUAGAUUACUGUAUAAUGAGAAAAUACAAAAUGUUUUUGAUAUUGUGAAGAAUUUGGAAAAAAAACUUUUUAACUCUUUUAAGCGACAAAAAAAAAAUAAAAAUGAAGAAUUGAAAGAGGAAAAUAAUGAAAAUUUAAAGAAAAUGAAAUUACAAGCAUUUAAUAUUACUCGAAAAAAUAUAGUUAUUCUAAAAGAUAGAGUAAAUAAACUGUUAUAUAAAGUGAUCAGUUAUAUAUUACAAAUGUUUUACAACAAUGUAAAAAAUUUAAUUGGUUUUGAUAAUUUUAGUUUUUUUAAUAAAAUAUAUAUUAAUUUAGAAAAUAUUCAACACAAAUUUUUAACAAGAAAAAUUUAUAGAAAUACAAACAUAAAAAAGUAUGUAACAUAUAUAUAUUCACAUUAUAUUGAUAACAAUUCAGGACUAAAUAUUAUGAUAAAUCAUUUCAAUGUAAUUAUAAUGAAAAUUAAAAAAGAACUUAUACUUUUAUUUGGAAUAUAUUUAUAUGAUAUAAAUUUUUUAAAAUAUUAUUUUAAAUAUCACAAAAUAAAUAUAUCAAUUAAUAAUGUGUGUAAAAAAAAUAUGGGAAACAUCCACUAUAUUAUUGUUAGAUUCCUUUUUAACUUUCUUAUGUAUAUUUGUAUUUUUUUAAAUAUUUUAAAUAAUAAUAUACGAUUACAGGAAUUUAUUAACAAAAAUAUAAUAAACAAUGGAUCUGAUAGUUUUUCAAAUUUAUUAAAAAUACCAAUAAAAGAUUUUGAUAAUAUCUUUGAUAUAAAUAAGAAUAAUUUUUUGUUUAGUUUUCAAAAAUUUCUAAAACGAAUUAUUUUGCUUUCUAUUAAAAUUGAAGUUUUGGGGAAAUCCCUAUCUAUGGAUAAAACUAUUAAUAUUUUUUUUAAUUUUAUAUUUAAAAAAUAUGAUAUAGAUUAUUUAUUAAAUUAUAUUCGUCAUAAUAAUGAAGAGGGUAAUACAAAUGAGAAGUGGUAUCAAUUAUGUCUAUUUUUAAUUACAAUUAAUUUUUUUACAAAACAAUUUUUUUAUAACAUAAAUGUAACAUCAUAUUUGGAUUAUUUUAAUUCUUUAAAUUAUUUUUAUUUCAAUAGAAUGCGCAUUUUAUCACGCCAUUGUAAAAGUUAUUCAAACUUGUUUAUUUUCAAUUUUAGUAGCUUUAUGGAAAAACAUUUUUGUGUGCAAAUUUUAUAA
This is a messenger RNA of Plasmodium berghei ANKA, 2856 nucleotides long. RefSeq names its product trimethylguanosine synthase, putative. The coding region runs from base 1 to 2856 and encodes 951 amino acids. Lineage: Eukaryota; Apicomplexa; Aconoidasida; Haemosporida; Plasmodiidae. Gene Ontology annotation, cellular component: nucleus. Gene Ontology annotation, molecular function: RNA cap trimethylguanosine synthase activity. Gene Ontology annotation, biological process: 7-methylguanosine cap hypermethylation; 7-methylguanosine RNA capping. The record is from RefSeq and is a predicted model, not a curated record. The transcript has a single exon.